AUGGUCCAGUUCUCCGAGGAAACGAAAGAGCGCAUCUCCAAGGUCGUCGACGUCUCCAGAGUUGCCAUCCACUAUGGAUACCUGCCUUUGAUAGUCUAUCUCGGCUACACCUACAGUGAACCUCGUCCGUCCUUGUUCAAGCUCUUCUCGCCGCUUGCGUAA
Molecule: messenger RNA, 162 nt
Organism: Aspergillus melleus
Lineage: Eukaryota; Fungi; Ascomycota; Eurotiomycetes; Eurotiales; Aspergillaceae
Gene: TOM7
Product: mitochondrial import receptor subunit TOM7
Exons: 5
Coding region: 1-162 (53 amino acids)
Biological process (GO): protein import into mitochondrial matrix; protein insertion into mitochondrial outer membrane
Cellular component (GO): mitochondrial outer membrane translocase complex; mitochondrial outer membrane
Source: RefSeq, a predicted model, not a curated record